CAUAGCGUUGGUCACAGCGUAAGCGACCUGUCAAAGUAACAGUGCUUUACUCUGGUUAUGGGAAAUAGGAUAACGGUACAGACUCUGGUGAAUGUAGAAGACGUUGUUGGAUAUUAUGUGUAUCAUUCAUUUUAGCUGAUAGGCUACAAUGUCUAUGUUGGUUUUUCAUGAAAGACCGGCGUUGUCUUCCAAUGAGUUCGUUCUAACGUUAACUAGCGAUAAGUGUUAGGUAGGGGCAAGGACAUUCUUUUCCACAAACGACAUGGCAUUCAUUCAUAACGGAAAAAUGGACUGGUGGUAUCAGAGAUGUCCCAAAGAUUCAACAACUCAUACGGUUUCUCGACCGGGGUACACGUUUAUUCUAGGGGGACUGCUGCUGAUGCUUGCCCUGUAUCCGGUUCUGAAAACCUUGAGCAUCCAGCUGCACUCUGCCCUCACAGGGAGUUAUGUGGCGGGACACCAUUCGGUCAUCCUCAUCAACUGCCCCAAUGAACAGGUGGCCAGGGACAUUGGCAGGUACUACUGGAAAGGUGAGAUCCAGGACGCCACAGAGAUCCUACUGCUGGUAAGGACACGCACCUCUAAGAUCCAGAGCCUCACUGAAUACGUAAGAUCUAUCCACCCCUAUGAGAACCCUGAGGUGCUGAGCUUCCCUGUGGAGGAUGGCAGUCUGGACUACAUGAAGUGGAUCGACGAAGCGGUCCCCGAGAACCCCUACAUCCCAUCCUGACCCAGGGAGCCGCAGCCUGUCAACCUGACCAAUCGUAACUGCGCCCCCCUAUCCCCAAGUUCUCCCAGAGGAUCUCGCCUGUGAAGAGGGGAGUAGCAGUGACACAGAGGGUUCCAGAACUUUCCCCCCAAUCUCAACCUGAUGCAGGAGGUCCCACCGUGUGACACUAGCAGUGUCACUGGCAUAGAAGAUUCCACUGGCACUAUCCACACCUGUUCCAAGUUCCACCGCGUUGCCCCUGGUAAUGACUCUGAAGGUUCUGAAGGUUCCAGAACUCUCUGGAAGGAUGCCGCACAGUCCUUUGGGCUAAACUGAACUCUCUGGUGCUACUAACUGUUCAUGGGGUCAUCUCUGAGUGUGUUAUUUAUGUUCUCUCCAAACUUCACUGUUCACAACGCCAUCUUUGUUCACGGCAUCAUUUCUGCGUGUGUUCUGUCCGCUUAUGUCAUGUGGUCGCCAUUUUCACUGUUUCCUGCGCCAAAGCAAAGCUGAGGCUGUGUCUCUUUGGACAUGAUGGCAGGAGAGUUCCUGGUACGUUGGUGAGAGCUACAGGUACAACCGGUACACAGCAGUAAGCUGUUACUCACAUCUCUGACAGAAACUUUCCAAACUUCCUCCCGUCUCCGCCUCAAAAUGAUGACCAAUCAUUCAAUAUUCAAAAUGGUGACUACAUGUAGGUGACAAGAUUCAAAAUGGUGACAGCAUGACAAUUGUAUGUUCUUUCCACAUUGUUCUUGGUGUCAUCUGUGUGUGUGUUCAUUUGCUUUUGACAAA
Sardina pilchardus (European sardine) is the source of this 1504-nucleotide messenger RNA. RefSeq names its product protein CutA homolog. Gene Ontology annotation, biological process: response to metal ion. NCBI's taxonomy places the organism in Eukaryota, Metazoa, Chordata, Actinopteri, Clupeiformes, Clupeidae. Gene Ontology annotation, molecular function: copper ion binding. The record is from RefSeq and is a predicted model, not a curated record.